CGUGGUUGCCAUGAUAGUCACCGCCAAAUUGGUAGCCAUUGGCUUGGGCCUUGCGCUCACGGCCUUCACUGUAUCGACCAUUGUCCUGGCCGUUCAGAAGUCGAGUCUUCAGAGUGAUUUGCGCGAUGCCCAGGAGAAAUUGGACCUCCUAGAGGCGGGGUUUACGAGCACGGCUGCUCCGACAACCUCGAGCACUGCGAAUCCUGGCAGCACUAGCAGUCCGGAACCCACCGAGGAGCCAGGAAGCACUGUUUCUACAGAGUCAACUGCUUCUACUGGAUCUACUGCCUCACCUGAUCCCACUGCUUCCCCUGGAUCCACUGCUUCUCCUGGCACCACUGCUGCGCCAGAAGAGAAAAUCGACUACCGUCUACCAGGAAAUCUAAAACCCACCCAUUAUGAUCUCUAUCUAUUCCCCAACAUCGAAACCGGCGAGUUCAGUGGACAGGAGACCAUUAUCAUUACCGUUUUGGAGGCCACCGACAAGAUAGUUCUGCAUUCCUUGAACUUGAACAUCUCAAGUGUCUCCAUAAUGGGCUCGGGCAGUGAUACCUUGGAAGUGCUGGAAACAACGGUGGAUUCCGUAAGGGAGUUCCUCAUAUUCCAACUGAGCGAAGAGUUACCCCAGGGCAGGGAAGUGAGACUGCAUCUGGGAUUCGAGGGAUCGAUGGCCAACAAGAUUGUGGGUCUGUACAGUUCGUCGUAUUUGAAGGAGGAUGAGACCCGCAAGUGGAUAGCCACUUCCAAGUUCGAACCGACCUACGCCCGGCAGGCUUUCCCCUGCUUCGAUGAGCCCGCCUUGAAGGCCGAGUUCACCAUUACCCUGGUGCAUCCCUCGGGGGAGGAUUACCAUGCCCUGUCCAACAUGAACGAGGCGUCGAGUGUCAAUCAGGGUGCCUUCCAGGAGGUCACCUUCGCGAAAAGUGUGCCCAUGAGCACCUACCUGGCUUGCUUCAUUGUCUCCGACUUCACGGCCAAGAAGGUGGACAUCGAUACCAAGGGCAUUGGCGAGACCUUCACCAUGAGCGUCUACGCCACCCCAGAGCAACUGGACAAGGUGGACCUCUCGGUGACGAUUGGCAAGGGAGUAAUUGAAUACUACAUUGACUACUUCCAAAUUGCCUAUCCGCUGCCCAAACUGGAUAUGGCUGCCAUUCCCGACUUCGUCUCCGGUGCCAUGGAGCACUGGGGACUGGUCACGUACAGGGAAACCUCGCUGUUGUACGACGCGGAGACGAGUUCGGCGACCAAUAAACAACGCAUUGCCAGUGUAAUUGCCCACGAGUUCGCUCACAUGUGGUUCGGAAACUUGGUUACCAUGAACUGGUGGAACGAUCUGUGGCUAAAUGAAGGCUUCGCCAGCUUUAUCGAGUACCUUGGCGUGGAUGCCGUCUAUCCAGAGUGGCAAAUGGCAAGUGAUCCAAAGAUACCCAUUAAAAAUCCCAACUAAUUUUCCAUAUAACCCCCGUAGCGAGACCAAUUCAUCGUGAGCACCCUGCACGCUGUACUCACUUUGGAUGGAACUCUGGGCUCCCAUCCCAUCAUCCAGACGGUGGAGAAUCCCGAUCAGAUCACCGAGAUAUUCGACACCAUCACCUACUCCAAGGGUUCCUCUCUAGUUCGCAUGUUGGAGGAUUUCCUGGGAGAGACCACCUUCCGCCAGGCGGUUACCAACUAUCUAAAUGAGUACAAGUACGCCACGGCCGAAACGGGCAACUUCUUUGCAGAGAUCGACAAACUGGAACUGGGCUACAAUGUCACCGACAUUAUGCUGACAUGGACGGUGCAGAUGGGUCUGCCGGUGGUCACGAUCGAGAAGGUCUCCGACACGGAAUACAAAUUGACGCAGAAGCGCUUCUUGACCAACCCGAGCGACUAUGACGCCGAUCACGAGCCCUCGGAAUUCAACUACCGGUGGUCGAUCCCCAUCACAUAUACCACCAGUGCGGAGUCGGUGGUGCAGCGCGAGUGGUUUUAUUACGGCCAGAGCGAAAUCACCAUAACCCUUCCAUCCGCCGUCCAGUGGAUUAAGUUUAACUACGAUCAGGUGGGUUAUUACCGCGUCAAUUACGAUACCGAUCUGUGGACUGCUCUGGCUGAUCAACUGGUGGCCGAACCGAGUGCUUUUAGUGCUGGAGAUCGGGCUUCCCUGUUGAACGAUGCCUUUGCCCUGGCCGAUUCCACUCAGUUGCCCUAUGCCACGGCCUUUGAGUUGACCCGGUACUUGGACAAGGAGGCGGAUUAUGUUCCCUGGAGUGUGGCUGCUUCCCGCUUGACUUCCCUGAAGAGAACCCUGUAUUACACCAGCAGCUAUGCCAAGUACAAGAAGUAUGCCACAGCCUUGAUAGAACCCAUUUACAAGGCUCUCACCUGGACCGUGGGCGAGGAUCACUUGGAUAAUCGCCUUCGUGUCACCGCCUUGAGUGCCGCCUGUUCCCUGGGUCUGGAAUCCUGCCUUUCCGAAGCCGGAGAGCAAUUCACUGCCUGGCUGGCCAAGCCGGAGGAUCGUCCCAAGGCCGAUGUCCGUGAGACGGUCUACUACUAUGGCAUCCACUCGGUGGGAAGCCAGGAGGUUUGGGAUGCCGUCUGGGAGCUGUUCGUCAACGAGGCCGAUGCCAGUGAGAAAUCCAAGCUGAUGUAUGGACUUUCCGCUAUUCCUACUCCCUGGAUACUCCAGCGCUAUAUUGAUCUGGCCUGGAAUGAGGAGUAUGUGAGGGGCCAGGACUACUUCACCUGUCUGACCUACAUCUCCGCGAAUCCAGCUGGUGAAUCCUUGGUCUGGGACUAUGUCCGCGAGAACUGGCAGCGGUUGGUGGAUCGUUUCGGACUGAAUGAGCGGUAUUUGGGCAACCUGAUACCCUCGAUCACGGCUCGCUUCAGCACUCAAACCAAGCUGGAGGAGAUGGAGCAGUUCUUUGCCAAAUAUCCAGAGGCCGGAGCGGGGACCGCUGCCCGUGUGAGGGCUCUGGAGACGGUCAAGAACAACAUCGUUUGGCUGGCCGAGAACCUGGAGGGUGUGGACGCCUGGCUGGACAAGCAGCAGCAACUCUCUAUAAAUAAGCAAUUAUCCCUUGGGCUGAUUGAUAACAAGGUGGUGCUCGCCUGGGCGGUGGUGGCCUUUGCCACUGCCACUGUGGUUGUGGCGGUGCAAAAGGCUAAGCUGGAGAAGGACCUCCAAGAUGUCCAGAACAAGAUCGAUAUUUACGAGGAGUGGAAUGGAGAGAGUGGCAGCCGCGUGAAGCGUGAAGAUACGAUUAAUUACCGCCUGCCCACCGCACUGGUGCCCACCCAUUACAAUCUCUACUGGCAUCCGGAUCUGGAAACUGGCAGCUUCACCGGCCAGCUGAGGAUCAGCAUCACUGUGGUGGAGGCCACCAACCAGAUUAUCCUGCACUCCUAUCUCCUGGACAUCACAAAUGUCUAUGUGCUGAAUCGUGAGGUGGAUAAGUUCGAACUUGAGGAGGAGCGACAGUUUCUGAUCAUCACGCUGACGGAGGAGCUGCCAGUGGAUGCUACAAUUACUUUGGGAAUCCUUUUCGGUGGUCAGAUGAAGGACAAGCUGGUGGGUCUGUACAGCAGUACCUACUUGAAUGAGGCGGGAGCUACCAGGACCAUUUCCACCACCAAAUUCGAGCCAACAUAUGCCCGUCAGGCCUUCCCCUGUUUCGAUGAGCCAGCGAUGAAGGCCACCUUCGCCAUCACAGUGGUUCAUCCCAGUGGUUCUUACCAUGCCGUUUCCAACAUGCAGCAAACGGAAUCCAACUACUUGGGCGACUACACCGAAGCCCUUUUCGAGACCAGCGUUUCGAUGAGCACCUAUUUGGUUUGCAUCAUUGUCUCAGACUUUGCCUCCCAUUCCACGACUGUAAAAGCCAACGGCAUUGGCGAGGACUUCUCUAUGCAGGCCUAUGCCACCUCCCAUCAGAUCGACAAAGUAGAUUUCGCCCUGGAGUUCGGACAAGCCGUCACGGAGUACUACAUUCAGUACUACAAGGUUCCCUAUCCACUGACCAAACUGGAUAUGGCCGCCAUUCCCGAUUUCGCCUCCGGAGCGAUGGAGCACUGGGGAUUGGUUACCUACAGGGAGACUGCCCUGCUGUACGAUGAGAGCUACAGUUCCACGGCCAAUAAACAGUCGAUUGCUGGAACCUUGGCCCAUGAGAUUGCUCACCAGUGGUUCGGUAAUCUGGUGACCAUGAAGUGGUGGAACGAUCUGUGGCUGAACGAGGGAUUUGCCCGCUUUAUGCAGUACAAGGGAGUCAACGCUGUGCACCCGGAUUGGGGAAUGCUCGAGCAAUUCCAAAUUGUGGCCCUGCAGCCCGUGUUGCUGUACGACGCCAAGCUAUCCUCCCAUCCGAUUGUCCAGAAGGUGGAAUCCCCCGAUGAGAUAACCGCCAUUUUCGACACCAUCAGCUACGAGAAGGGUGGCUCCGUAAUCCGCAUGCUGGAAACCCUCGUGGGUUCCGAGAAGUUCGAGGAGGCGGUGACCAAUUACCUGGUGAAGCACCAGUUCAACAAUACGGUAACAGAUGAUUUCCUCACAGAAGUGGAGGCGGUGGUAACGGAUGUGGAAAUCAAGAAACUGAUGCUCACCUGGACCGAGCAGAUGGGCUAUCCGGUGCUGAAUGUUUCCAAGGUGGCCGAGGGCAGUUUCCAGGUCACCCAGCAGCGAUUCCUCUCCAAUCCCGCCAGCUAUGCGGAGGCUCCCGAGGACAGUGCCUACGGCUACAAGUGGAGUGUUCCGAUCACCUAUAUCGCAGAUGACGGUACAGAGGGCAGCUUGAUUUACGACUACGAUGUGGAUUCUGUGGGCAUUGCCUUGCCCACCACUGUGCAGUGGGUCAAAUUGAAUGUCAAGCAAACGGGCUAUUAUCGUGUGAACUACGAGGAGAGCCUGUGGAAGCUGCUCAUCCAGCAGCUGGUCAGCAAUCCCGAUAGUUUCGAUAUCGCCGAUCGUGCCCACGUGUUGAACGAUGCCUUCGCUUUGGCCGAUGCCAGUCAACUUUUCUACGGAAUUCCUCUUGAGUUGACCGCUUACUUGGCACAGGAACGCGACUUUGUGCCCUGGUAUGUGGCCGCCAAUAAGCUGAGGUCCCUCCACCGCAGCCUCAUGUUCACCGAGGGUUAUGUUUCGUACCUCAACUAUGCCAGAAGUCUGAUUGCCGGAGUCUACGAGGAGGUGGGAUGGACUGUGGAUGCCGACAAUCAUCUCAGAAACCGCCUGAGGGUUUCCAUUUUGACCACCGCCUGUGCCUUGGGUGUUUCGGACUGCUUGGAGCAGGCUGCCCUGCGCUUCAACGCCUUCCUGGCGAAUCCCACCAGCCGACCUUCGCCCGAUCUUCGCGAGAUCGUCUACUACUAUGGUAUGCAGCAAUCCACCAGCCAGUCGAACUGGGAGCAGUUGUUCCAACUGUUUGUGGCCGAAACCGAUGCCAGCGAGAAGUUGAAACUGAUGUACGGAUUGGCCGGAGUUCUGGACAGCCAGCUGCUCUUCAACUUCCUGGUUUUGGCUGGCGAUGAGAGCAUUGUUCGCUCCCAGGAUUAUUUCACCUGUGUGCAGUACAUAGCCGCCAAUCCAGUGGGUGAACCUGUGGUCUGGGAAUUCUACCGCGAACAGUGGCCCCAGCUUAUCGCUCGUUUUGGCCUGAACAACCGCAACUUGGGACGUCUUAUUUCCCAAAUAACCGCCAACUUUGCCAGCUCCGUGAAACUGGAGGAGGUGCAGCAGUUCUUCGUCAAGUACCCGGAAUCCGGAGCAGGGGCAAACUCACGUUUGGAGGCCGUGGAAACCAUCAAGUACAACAUCGAGUGGCUGGCCAGAAACCAGGCUGACAUCAGCAAUUGGCUGAGUGGAACGGCCUCGCCGCUGACCAAGAAAAACCUAUUGUAAAAUAAAUUGUAAAUAAAAAGAACCCAAUUAAACAGUAAUUAGAAUUG
Molecule: messenger RNA, 5937 nt
Organism: Drosophila takahashii
Lineage: Eukaryota; Metazoa; Arthropoda; Insecta; Diptera; Drosophilidae
Source: RefSeq, a predicted model, not a curated record